Messenger RNA from Achroia grisella, 1191 nucleotides. RefSeq lists its product as uncharacterized. The transcript has 5 exons. Bases 1 to 1191 code for a protein of 396 amino acids. Lineage: Eukaryota; Metazoa; Arthropoda; Insecta; Lepidoptera; Pyralidae. The record is from RefSeq and is a predicted model, not a curated record.
AUGGGAGCCGGGAGUGGAGCUGGUGUUGCAGGAGGCAUAUUAGCCACAGAGAUCUGUGCUCCUCUACUGCUUCUCUGCUGGUUGUGCUGCUGGCCUGAUGAUUCUAAAUCUGAUGGUGACUCUCGUAGACGUUCCCAUGACUUUUUUAGUCGACGUAUUGGCAGUAGUGCUGUCUCCUUACAUCUUCCAAGUACCUCAGGCAAUGUGAAACAGCCACUUUCAGCUCACAGAAGUCACGAAGAAAUUCGUAGUCGACGUAAAUCACAUCACGAAGUAACUGAAUCAGAAACACGCUACCAUUCAGCGCCCAGUGUUAUAGACGAAGUACUCCACAGGAGAGACUGGGAAAGAUCUACCAAAGAUCUCCAUAUACCUUUGAGACCAGAUGCAGAAAUCAAAGAUUCCGAUUUGAGCCUUAAUUCGGAAUUAGCACCUCGUGCUGAACCAGAAUCAUCUUCUCCUGAAUGCAGUAAGCCUGUAGAACACCAAACUAGAGCGUGUAAGAAACAUUACACAAACAUUAAAUCGUCACGAGGCAGGAAAGAUAAAGAAUCUAAUAGAGAUGAUAUAAAGGAUACUGAUGCUACUGAAAUGUCUAGUUUUUAUAUUGGAGAUGUUAAUGAAGAAGCGUCUGCACUAAGCAAGGUUCCUUUCAAUGAUGACAAUGAAUUAUUUGAUGAUAGGACGAAAACAGUAUAUAGAGCAAAAGAAGCAAAACAAUCUUUAAAUGAAUCUAUUAGAUCAAAAGACCGCCCCAAACAAACCUUAGUUCCGUUGGAAGAACAUCAAACGUCAAAGGUUUUCAGUUACUGGCUGGAUGAAGAUGUAGACCAAAUUGAUAGAUCUGGAGCCGUGCACCACAAUAUCGAAUCUCGUGUCAGUUUGAGACCAUAUCCUCCACCAUCUGUUGAAACUGUUGGCUAUGAAGGUGGUGCCUGCUACUUAGCUGAAGUAGGCUCCGUGUCGGAGCUACGAGCAAAGCCAGUUAAUACAGAAGUGGUAUCAUCAGGUACAAUGCGGGCACGACACGCCAGCGACGGAGAUAUACUAGCACCACCUCAGAGACCAGAGUCUGGAGCAUUCUCUGAAAGCGACUUGGAUUUAGAAUUAGACGAGAGUGAAGAGCGUCCACCAGAAUACCACGAGUUACAACUCUGCUCUGCUCCUGACCGUAAGGAAACUGCUAUAUAA